GAGGCGAACUCCACUGCGCCGCGGAAUUGCGCUUUUCGCUCCAGAGACGCGUCCCGCUCGGACACCCGCAAGAGAAAUUGCUCCCGGCGAGUCGUUUCACCCCGAAACAUGUCAUCGACGGGCAAGGACGCCAACAGCGGGCAUUACGCCAACUAUGUGGGACCGUACCGCCUGGAGAAGACGCUGGGCAAAGGACAGACAGGUCUGGUGAAGCUCGGCGUCCACUGUGUCACGUGUCAGAAAGUCGCCAUAAAGAUUGUCAACAGAGAAAAGCUCAGCGAGUCGGUUCUCAUGAAGGUGGAGCGGGAGAUAGCCAUUCUGAAACUCAUAGAGCAUCCCCACGUUUUAAAGCUGCAUGACGUCUACGAAAACAAGAAAUACCUGUACCUGGUGCUAGAGCAUGUGUCCGGCGGGGAGCUUUUCGACUACCUGGUGAAGAAGGGCCGGUUAACACCUAAAGAGGCCAGAAAGUUCUUCAGACAGAUCAUCUCAGCCCUGGACUUCUGCCACAGCCACUCCAUAUGCCACAGAGAUUUGAAGCCCGAGAACUUGUUGUUAGACGAGAAGAACAACAUCAGGAUAGCAGACUUCGGCAUGGCGUCUCUGCAGGUCGGGGACAGUCUGCUGGAGACCAGCUGUGGAUCUCCGCACUACGCCUGCCCAGAGGUUAUCAGGGGGGAGAAGUAUGACGGCAGGAAAGCAGAUGCGUGGAGCUGUGGAGUCAUCCUGUUUGCACUUUUAGUGGGCGCUCUGCCUUUCGACGACGACAACCUGAGGAACCUUUUGGAGAAGGUGAAGCUGGGAGUUUUCCACAUGCCUCACUUCAUCCCUCCAGACUGUCAGAACCUCCUGCGCGGGAUGAUUGAAGUGGACGCCACCAAGAGGCUGACGUUAGAGCAGAUCCAGAAGCAUACGUGGUACCUAGCUGGAAAGAACGAGCCAGAGCCGGAGCAGCCCGUCCCCAGGAAGGUGGCCAUCAGGACGCUGGCUUCGGCCGAGGAGAUCGACCCGGACGUCCUGGAGAGCAUGCACUCUCUGGGCUGCUUCAGAGACAAGGAGAAACUGACCAAAGACCUGCUGUCUGAGGAUGACAACCAGGAGAAGAUGAUCUACUUCCUGCUGCUGGACCGCAAGGAGAGAUAUCCGAGCCACGAGGACCAGAACCUGCCGCCACGCAAUGAGAUCGACCCUCCCAGGAAGCGCGUGGACUCGCCCAUGCUGAGCCGCCACGGCAAGCGGAGGCCGGAGAGGAAGUCCAUGGAGGUGCUGAGCGUCACGGAGGGAGGGUCUCCGGUGCCGGUGCGACGAGCCCUCGACAUGGCGACCCACGGCCAGAGGUCGCGGUCGAUCAGCGGAGCGUCCUCCGGUCUGUCCACCAGUCCUCUCAGCAGUCCCAGGGUGACCCCCCACCCCUCCCCCAGAGGGAGCCCCCUCCCCACCCCCAAGGGCACCCCGGUGCACACGCCCAAGGACAGCCCGGCCGGCACGCCCAGCCCGACACCGCCGCCCAGCCCGUCUAUCGGCGGGAUGCCCUGGAGGACGCGGCUCAACUCCAUCAAGAACAGCUUCCUGGGGUCGCCGCGCUUCCACCGCAGGAAAAUGCAAGUUCCCACCCAGGAGGACAUGUCCAGCCUCACCCCAGACUCCUCUCCAGAACUGGCGAAGAAGUCAUGGUUCGGGAACUUCAUCAACCUGGAGAAGGAGGAGCAGAUCUUCAUUGUGAUCAGAGACAAACCUCUGAGCUCCAUAAAGGCCGACAUCGUCCACGCCUUCCUCUCCAUUCCCAGUCUGAGCCACAGCGUCAUCUCUCAGACAAGUUUCCGGGCCGAGUACAAGUCCACAGCCGGGCCGACGGUGUUCCAGAAGCCGGUGAAGUUCCAGGUGGACAUCACCUACACCGAGAGCACCAGCGCCACCAAGGAGAACGGCAUCUACUCCGUCACCUUCACCCUGCUGUCAGGUCCCAGCCGACGUUUCAAGCGUGUGGUUGAGACCAUCCAGGCCCAGCUGCUCAGCUCCAACGACCAGCCCGGCAUCCAGCCGCAGAUCUCUGAUGGCUCUCAGCGCUCAGCCUCUUUGCCCAGUAAAUCCUCCAAGCGUGGCAGCCCGUUGAGUAACUUCUUUGACGUAAUUAAACAGCUUUUUUCAGACGAGAAGAACCUCCAAGCGUCCCACUCCCCCGGCGCCCCCGCCACGCCUAGCUCCCCCACCAAGCAUGCCCCCAGCAGCAAGCCCAACCAGCCCCCGCCCAAUGACUCUAAAUGCCCCCCCGGCAAAGACAAAACAAAGACGGCCGCCAGCAACAGGACACAGGAACAACCUUAAGGAGCGGUAGCUGUUGCAUGACUAGCAGUAAUCAGGUCAUUAAACAGAGGAGCGCUGCUAACUUUUGCCCUUUAGUUAGGAGAGAAAAACAGAAAACAGAUCUACUUUUUGCCUCUAACUUUUGUACUGUAU
Messenger RNA from Stegastes partitus (bicolor damselfish), 2457 nucleotides. Its product is annotated as serine/threonine-protein kinase BRSK2-like. The record is from RefSeq and is a predicted model, not a curated record. Bases 109 to 2325 code for a protein of 738 amino acids. Gene Ontology annotation, biological process: protein phosphorylation; intracellular signal transduction. Lineage: Eukaryota; Metazoa; Chordata; Actinopteri; Pomacentridae. Gene Ontology annotation, molecular function: protein serine/threonine kinase activity; ATP binding. The transcript is spliced from 20 exons. Gene Ontology annotation, cellular component: cytoplasm.